Molecule: messenger RNA, 4866 nt
Organism: Zalophus californianus (California sea lion)
Lineage: Eukaryota; Metazoa; Chordata; Mammalia; Carnivora; Otariidae
Gene: ZNF45
Product: zinc finger protein 45
Exons: 9
Coding region: 479-2542 (687 amino acids)
Biological process (GO): regulation of transcription by RNA polymerase II
Cellular component (GO): nucleus
Molecular function (GO): RNA polymerase II transcription regulatory region sequence-specific DNA binding; DNA-binding transcription factor activity, RNA polymerase II-specific
Source: RefSeq, a predicted model, not a curated record
UGGGAAAUGUAGUCCAGGAACUCCGCGUAGUUGGAGGUAUUUCCGCUGCGGGAGGUUGAGAUCGCGGCCUUCGUUUCUCUCUGGGAGGGACCACUGUUUCCUGGACCUCAGAGUGCCUAGCAGCAACCUAGAGGUUGGCAGAGAAGAGUUAUUCAGUGAGUGGCUAUGCAACAUGAAAGAUGCAGCAAGUUAUCGAAAUGGCAAAAGGGGAUUUUAAGAAGUAGCAGAGAGGCAAGAUCUAGAAUACUGGUUCUGGUGUGAGCUGGAUUCCAGUUCCACCCGUGUGUCUUGACCUCAUCAAGCCUCAGCUUCCUCAUCUAUUAAAUAGAAGCCACAGUCCUCAUCAUCACUGAUUGAGAAGUUCCUAAAAUGCCAGCUGAGGACGGGCACAGAGGUGUAGGCGAUUGGACCGAAGUCACACUAGUGUGACAUAGCUUCGUCACAGGACUCAUCCCUUUCUUAGAAGGACGAGGACAAAAUGACCAAGUUCAAGGAGACAGUGACAUUCAAGGACGUGGCGGUGGUCUUCACGGAGGAGGAGCUGGGGCUGCUGGACCCUGCCCAGAGGAAGCUGUACGGAGACGUGAUGCUGGAGAACUUCAGGAACCUGCUCUCUGUGGGGCAUCAACCCUUCACCCCAGAUGUAAUACUCCAGUUUGAGAGGGGAGAAAAGCUUCGGAUGAUAAAGACAGCAGCCCAGGGCCCCUGGGCCUCAGGAGACAAGAAUCUAAAUGACUUGGAGACUCUUCAGGAAAUUGGAUUAAAGUACCUGCCACAUGAAGAGCUGUUCUGCUCGCAAAUCUGGCAACAGGUUACAAAGGAGUUAACCCAGUGCCAAGAUUCCAUGGUCAGUAUUCAAGGAACUGGCUCCCAGUUGGAAAAACGAGGUGAUGCACGCUAUAAAGAUGAGGAAUUUGGUAAAGGCUUUACUCAGAGUUCACAUCUUCAAGUUCACCACAGAGACCACACGGGAGGAAAACCCUACCAGGGGGAGGAACGUGAGAAAGGUUUCAUUCAGCGCUGUGAUCUUCAAACUAACCAGAGAGCCCAUGUAGGAGAGAAGCCCUAUAAAUGUGAAAAAUGUGAAAACACCUUCCGUCGACUGUCAAGCCUUCAAGCCCACCAGAGGGUCCAUAGCAGAGAGAAAUCAUACAAGUAUGAUACAUCGUGUAAGGCUUUCAGACAGAGGUCAUAUCUUCUCCAUCAUCAGAGAGUUCCCACUGGAGAGAAUCCGCACAAAUUCGAGGAAUGUGGGAGGAAUGUUGGGAAAAGCUCACAUUGUCAAGCUCCUCUGAUAACCCACACAUUAGAGAAACCUUAUAAAUGUGAGGAGUGUGGGCUGAGCUUCAGUCAGAGCUCGUAUCUUCAAGUGCACCAGAGAGUCCACAUGGGAAAGAAGCCUUAUAGGUGUGAAGAGUGUGGGAAGGGCUUCAGUUGGCGUUCGCGACUACAGGCUCAUCAGCGAAUCCACACUGGAGAGAAACCAUACAAAUGUGAGGCAUGUGGCAAGGGCUUUAGUUACAGCUCGCACCUUAACAUUCAUUGUAGAAUCCAUACAGGAGAGAAACCCUAUAAAUGUGAAGAGUGUGGGAAAGGCUUCAGUGUAGGUUCACACCUUCAGGCCCAUCAGGUAAGCCACACUGGAGAGAAACCUUACAAAUGUGAGGAAUGUGGGAAGGGCUUCUGUCGGGCCUCAAAUCUUCUGGACCAUCAGAGAGGACACACUGGUGAGAAACCAUAUCAGUGUGAUGCAUGUGGAAAGGGCUUCAGUCGUAGCUCAGAUUUUAACAUUCAUUUUAGAGUCCAUACAGGAGAGAAACCCUAUAAAUGUGAGGAAUGUGGGAAAGGCUUCAGUCAGGCCUCAAAUCUUCUGGCCCAUCAAAGAGGCCACACUGGAGAAAAACCAUACAAAUGUGGUACAUGUGGGAAGGGCUUCAGCCGGAGUUCAGAUCUUAACGUUCAUUGUAGAAUCCACACUGGAGAGAAACCCUAUAAAUGCGAGAAGUGUGGUAAGGCCUUCAGCCAGUUCUCGAGUCUUCAGGUGCAUCAAAGAGUCCACACGGGAGAGAAACCAUAUCAGUGUGCAGAGUGUGGGAAGGGCUUCAGUGUGGGUUCACAGCUUCAAGCCCACCAGAGGUGCCAUACUGGGGAGAAACCAUACCAGUGUGAGGAGUGUGGGAAAGGAUUCUGUCGGGCAUCAAAUUUUCUGGCUCAUCGUGGAGUCCACACAGGAGAGAAGCCAUACCGGUGUGAUGUGUGUGGUAAACGCUUCAGACAGAGAUCCUAUCUUCAAGCCCACCAGAGGGUCCACACUGGAGAGAAACCAUACAAAUGUGAGGAGUGUGGUAAGGUCUUCAGUUGGAGCUCAUACCUUCAAGCCCAUCAGAGAGUUCACACUGGAGAAAAACCAUAUAAAUGUGAGGAGUGUGGGAAGGGCUUCAGUUGGAGCUCAAGUCUUAUAAUUCAUCAGCGAGUGCAUGCUGAUGAUGAGGCUGAUAAGGACUUGCCCUCCCCAGAGAAGCUCAGGAAAGAAGCUCCAUAAAAUUAUAUGUUUUAAUACCUCAGAUGGGUGCUGAAAUAGUCCAAUAAUCAGACCUGUCCUAGAAGACAAAGCAUUUAUUUAUAAAAGAGUCAGUAUUUAGCCAGGGCUUGACAUGUCACAGUGGUUGGGUGACCACACAGCAGAGAAGCCUCAUGAGAAUGGCACCAUAAGGACUUCAUUCAGAACCUUGACAUUUAGCAGAUACUACACAGAGGAGAGGCUUAGGAAGGAUGAAUCUGAUCUGAAGUUAACCGAAGGGCUGAGAUGGAAGUGCCAGAAUCUUCCACUAGGAUAUAAACUCCCAAGAGAGUAGGGAUUUGUUGACUGCCAAAUCUAUUCAGUCUUUUCAGUGCCUAACACAUGGUAGGUGUUCAGUAAUGUUAAAUGAGUGAAAGGGAGAACAGUCAUAUAUGAAAUUUUUAUUCAGUUCUUCUCUAAAAAUUUCUAUGAAAUGUACUUAAAAGAGGAAUUCUGUAAGGUUUGGAGGACAUUUAAGUUAGACACAUGGGCUCAUUUUCCCAACCCUAGAGGUCCUGCGAACUAGUGUUUAUCAACCUGCCAAUAGGUCCAAAAUCACUUCAGUGGGUUGUGACCAGCAUUUUUGUAUGCUAGUAGUUUAUUGAGAUAUAAUUUGCAUUCAGCAACAUGCAUAAAUCUCAAGUUUACAGCUUUAUGAAUUUUGACAAAUGUAUACACUUAUGUAAUCAUCACCAAAAUCAAUGUAUACAAUAUUUCUAUUAAACCAGAAUGUUUCCUUGUGUACGUUUCUAGUCAUUCUCACCUCCAGUGGCAAUCAGUAUGAUUGCUAUACCUCACAUUAGUUAAGUCUGUUCUUUGGUUCAAUGUGUGUACUCUUUUAUGUCUAGAUUCUCUUGAUCAAGUAUAUGAUCAUUUUAGUAGAUUGAGAGAAAGUAAGAUUGACAAAAUUCAGUGUCCAUUCAUGAUAAUAAUUCCUCAGUGAGAUGAAAGGCAUCUAUGAAAAUUCUACAAGCUAACAUUCUUUGUAGAAUUAUUAUUAAGGAAUAGCUUGUAUACAGUAAAAUCGACUUCGAUGUAUCAUUCUGUGUUUUGGUAAAUGCUUUCUGUUGUAUUACCACCACCGUAAUCAAGACGUUUAACACUUCCAAGACCCCCUGCCCUGAAAUUCCUUGGACUUUUGUAGUCAACCACUCUCCCUGUCACCUCUCCCUGCCUUUGGCAGCCAUCUACCUGUUUUCUGUCUGCAUAGUUUACUUUUUCUGGAAUGUCCUAAAAUGGAGUCAUAUAGUAUAUAAUCUUUCAAAUCUGGCUUCUUUCACUCUAUGCUUCUGAGAUUCAUCAGUCCUGAUGUGUGGAACGGUAGUCAUUCUUUCUAUUGCUGAGUGAUAUUCUGGUGUAUGGAUGUAUCAUGUUUGGUUUAUCCAUUUAUGAAUUCAAGGAUAUUUGAGUUUCCAGUUGUUAGUGAUUAUGAAGAAAACAGGGAUAAAUAUUUGCAAAGAGGUCUGUGUGUCAACACAAGUUUUCUUUGUGUUAGUAAAUACUUAAGAGUGGAAUUGUGUAGUAUGUUUAACUGUAUGGAAAGCUAACAACUCUAAAAUGGAUAUACCAGUUUGCAUUCCCACCAUCAAUGCAUGUCAGGGUUUUGUUUUGUUUUUACCAUUUCAGUCGGUUUAUAGUGGCAUCUCACUUUGAUUUUAAUUUGCAUUUCCCUAAUGACUAUGUUGGGCAUCUUUUGUAUCUGAAUGUAUCCUGUAUGUAUAUCUAUUUUUGGGGGGGAACUGUUUUCUUGUUCUUGAUUUUUGAGAGUUUAUGUGUUCUGGACAUAUGUCCUUUCUCAGUUAUGUUUUGCAAAUAUUUUAUCUCUGUGUGUUUUGUGUUUUUAUUCCGUUAUCGGUAUUUUUCACAGAGCAGAAAUUUUGUUUUUGGUGAAGUUCAGUUUUCUUCUUCCAUGGAUUAUGCUUUUGGUUUCAAAUCUAAGAACUCUGCCCAAUCCAAGGUCACAAAGAUUUUUCUCCUCCUUUUUUAUCUAAAAGUUUUAUGAAAUGGUUUUACAUUUAGGUCUAUGAUCCAUGUGAGUUCAUCUUUAUAAAGUGUGAGGUAGAGGGCCAUGUUUUUUGGCCUGUGAACAUCUGAUUAUCCUUUUGAUUUCUCUUGGCCCUUGUGGAAAAUCUAUUGAUCAGACAUGCAUGGGUCUGUUUCUGGCCUCUGCUUGGUUCCAUCAGUCUAUGUGUCUAUCAUUUUGCCAAUAUGUAGCCUUAUAUAAUAAGUCUUGAAAUGAGAUAGUAUGAGUCUCCCAACUCCAUUCUUUUUCUUUUUUUAAAAUAACAUUUUAUUUAUUUAUUUGA